AGCAGUAGAGAGAGAGAGUGCUGCGUUCUUCCAUGGCUGAUAGCUUUCAAACAAUUGAGGACCAUCGUCUUCAAACUGCUCUCCACCUUUUAGGAAUCAAUCAUUACGAACUCUCGUAAACCUCCUUCCAACACAACACUGCCAUUGAAAAACCAAAAAAUUAAAAGCCCAAUCAAAACCCUCACUUUCCCUUUUCCCUCCUUCGGCGGCAAUCGAUUGCAUAAAUUCUGCAUUCUUUUCCGCACGCCUACUCGAAAUCGCACAUGCUCGAGGCCAUUGUUUUUGCUCUCUCAGUUUUUUCUCAACACACACCUCAUGGCUAUCGAAUCCCCUUUGUUUUCAGGUCCACAUCUCCCCGCCCUAAGUUAAAGUCACAGGUCUCGCACCAAAGGUGUUCGACGAUUUGCCUGACUGAAAAUUUUCAAAGAAUUAAUUAGGGGAAAACGCCGCCGGUGAGUUUGUAGCCGGAUCUGGAGGGGAUUCCGGCGACUCAGAUCUUGUCGGCGGAGGAAGAGAUGGUGGCUGAGCCUUGGAUUGUGAAAAUGGGGAAUCAGGUGAGUAACAAUUUAAAACACGUUUUGUAUUUCGAGAAUUCCACAAAAUCUCUGCACAAAAAGGAGUUAUCUCGGCCUCGACAAGCCGUAGGAAUCCUGUCUUUCGAAGUUGCUAAUUUGAUGUCCAAAAUUAUAUAUUUGCACAAAUCUUUGAGCGAAUCCGAGAUCCACAGGCUGAAGAACGAUAUCCUGAAAUCCGAGGGAGUUAAACUCCUCGUGUCUGAUGACGAGAAGUUGCUUCUAGAACUUGCCCUGUCGGAGAAGCUAGAUGAUUUGAACAGUGUAGCUUCUGAGGUUUCUAGAUUGGGGAAGAAAUGCUCGAUUCCAGCACUGCAAGGAUUCGAACAUGUUUAUGGCGAUAUAGUUUCAGGGAUGAUUGACAUUACUGAAUUGGGAUUUUUGGUGAAGGAUAUGGAGAGUAUGGUUAAGAAAAUGGAGAGAUACGUAAAUUCGACGGCGAAUUUGUACGCUGAAAUGGAGGUUAUGAACGAAUUGGAAAUAGCCACGACGAAGUUCCAGCAGAACCAGCACGAGGAGAGCCGAAAAGCUUUCGAGCAGAAGCUCGUAUGGCAGAGGCAAGAUGUGCGGCAAUUGAAGGACGCGUCAUUGUGGAAUCAGAUGUACGAUAAAGUCGUCGAGCUGCUCGCAAGGACGGUCUGCACGGUUUAUGUUCGAUUGUACGUCGCGUUUGGCGACGCUUGUUUGAGCGGGAACAUAUCCGCCGUUGAAUUUAGUAGAAAUUCCCGGGGUUUGGCGAAAAACGGAGGUUCGAUUAAUGCCGAGGAUUUCGUGUCCGCGUGCGGCGGCGCGGGGCGCGGGAGGCUGUUAACGGAGUGUUGUAGUCUCGCGUCGAAAGUCGAUAACGAUGAUCGAGUAAGCUUCGACGGCCAAAGAAGUCAAUUUUCGAGCGAUUGUUUUAGCAGAUUUAUUCAAACGAUCAAUCGGGAUCCGUUUGGUGGCAAAAGAAUUGAUACCGGUUCGAGAUUCAGGCACAAAAGCCGGCUGCUCGUUUACGCCCCGGAAAACACAGUCGGAGGCUCGGCUUUAGCGCUGCACUACGCGAACAUUAUCAUCGUAUUGGAAAAACUUCUUGAAUACCCGCAUUUGGUGGGCGACGAGGCCCGCGACGAUGUGUAUCAGAUGCUCCCGACGAGCCUGAGGAAGAGCGUUAGAACGAGCUUGAAGUCGUACGCCAACAAUGUGGCGAUAUACGAUGCCCCUCUGGCGCACGGUUGGCAAGAAAGGCUCGGCGCGAUACUGAAAUGGCUUUCCCCGAUGGCGCACAAUAUGAUCAGAUGGCAGAGCGAGCGCAACUUCGAGCAGCAGCAGAUCGUGAAGAGGACGAACAUGCUUUUGCUUCAGACUUUGUAUUUUGCCGAUCGGGAAAAGACGGAGGCGGCGAUAUGCGAAGUGCUCGUCGGGCUUACCUACAUUUGUCGCUACGAGCAGCAGCAGAAUGCACUGCUGGACUGCGCGAGCAGUCUCGAUUUCGACGACUGCGUGGAUUGGCAAAUUCCGGUCGUCGACGCGUCGUUUCGGGGCCGGGGGUGAAUUUUUGAGCUCGAUUUUGUGAACUUACUUGUGUUUGGAUCGAUCGUAGAGAUGAAAGGUAUUUUGAGUAGAUUCAUCACAUUAUUGUCUGUGUGUAAAUAUCAUCAGAGCUUGGAAAGUGUUAAGAUGGUGACUCUACUGUAAAAUAUUCUCUUAUUUCUUUUCCUUUGGAAUGGCAAAAUAUUGGCAAACUUUGUUUGGGUGAA
Andrographis paniculata is the source of this 2311-nucleotide messenger RNA. RefSeq lists its product as uncharacterized. NCBI's taxonomy places the organism in Eukaryota, Viridiplantae, Streptophyta, Magnoliopsida, Lamiales, Acanthaceae. The record is from RefSeq and is a predicted model, not a curated record. The transcript has a single exon. The coding region runs from base 516 to 2105 and encodes 529 amino acids. Gene Ontology annotation, biological process: positive regulation of growth.